Molecule: messenger RNA, 1512 nt
Organism: Linderina pennispora
Lineage: Eukaryota; Fungi; Kickxellomycota; Kickxellomycetes; Kickxellales; Kickxellaceae
Product: Zip-domain-containing protein
Exons: 2
Coding region: 44-1396 (450 amino acids)
Biological process (GO): zinc ion transmembrane transport
Cellular component (GO): plasma membrane
Molecular function (GO): zinc ion transmembrane transporter activity
Source: RefSeq, a predicted model, not a curated record
CUCGUCGCCAUUUACCCCACCUUAUUUCCUAUCCUUAGCAGCAAUGUACAUCAAGAGGGUCUUCCUGCCUGCGCUUUUAGUAUUAAGUGCGUCGGCUGUCGUCAUGGGUGCGGACAACAACAGCAGCAGCAACAGUGCAAGUGCCGCUGAGUCGCCCACUGUUCCCUCUCCUACACCAGAGGCAUCGCCUGGCUCAGUGCCUAUCUCAAGCUCAAGAACAGGCCAGACCCGGGCUGCAGGUGCAAUUGCCACGCUCGCUGCUGACCAGAAAGCUGAGGAAUCCCCGGCAUCCAGUGCUGUGUAUGAAUCCGCGUCCGAGUCUGAGUCCGAGUCCGAGUCGGCUUCAGCUGAGAAUGCUACUGCUGAGCCCGCUGAUGUGGAAGCAAAGACAAUUCAUGCUGAAUGUAUGGCUGCUGGUGUCGAGGAUUGGGACCGCAAUCUGCAAAUCGGCGGUGUGUUCAUCAUCCUUGGCGUGAGUGCGCUCGGCUGCCUGUUUCCCAUUGCCUGCCAGUACAUCAGAUGGCUGCGCGUGAGUCCAGUGAUCCUAACCACAGGCAAGUUCUUUGGUGCUGGCUCCCUCAAAGACGACUGUCUGGAGGGACGGCUCGGCGACUUUGAUGCGUGGCCCCAGUUCCUGGCCAUGGUGGCCAUAUUGGCAAUGCAUUUGGUUGAGCACUUGCUGACGAACCAUAUCCACAAGUCGUGUGCGACCCAGAAAUCCGCUGGCAUCAGCACCGCCCUGGAUACUCGCAAGAUUGUGCACGAGGUGCGUGUGUCGACGAGUGGGUCCCAGGAUGGCAGCGAUGCGGCCAAGAGCAGCGGUGGUAACGAUAUCGAGAAGCAGUUUGAUCUUGAUAAUCUCACCAGCAGCCAUGCACAUGCACACGGGCUUUUGGUCGAUCCCGAGCAGCGCCGCAAGCACCUGUCGACGUACAUUCUUGAGCUCGGCAUUGCCUUGCAUUCUGUGAUCGUUGGCAUGACACUGGCAGUUACCGGCGGCGGCGAAUUCAAGACACUCCUGGCUGCCAUCAGCUUCCACCAGUUCUUUGAGGGGCUUGCCCUGGGCACGCGCAUUUCUGCACUGACAUUUGAGCGCCACGCCGUGAUGUUUGCCCUUUUGAACGCCCUUGUGUUUGCGCUGACGACCCCCUUCGGGCAGGCGCUGGGCAUUGGCAUCCGCGAGACGUUCGCACCGCGCUCGCCAACGACGCUACUGACCAUGGGCGUGCUGGAUGGUCUGUCCGCAGGCAUCUUGAUGUACUCGGCCAUAGUCAAUCUGCUGGUGGAGGAGUUUGGAUCGUCCUUCCGGGCACACUCAAAGAAGUCGCGGACGCUGUACUUUGCGGCGAUGUAUAUGGGCUGUGCUGCCAUGUCCAUCAUUGGAAAAUGGGCGUAAAAGUCGCUCAGCGGCCUUCAGAAACCAAAAGAGAUGGCCCUUGUGUUACCUCGCCUCCUCCCCCCCUUUUAUGCAUUUCUCGACCUUUCCAUUUUUCUGCAUUCCCAAUAUAGCGC